This is a messenger RNA of Knipowitschia caucasica, 14985 nucleotides long. NCBI's taxonomy places the organism in Eukaryota, Metazoa, Chordata, Actinopteri, Gobiiformes, Gobiidae. The record is from the annotation of a GenBank genome assembly.
AUGACUUUGAUGGUUUUUAUCGUAGACAUCACAGACACAGAACCUCAGCACAGACACAGAACCUCAGCACAGACACAGAACCUCACACAGACACAGAACCUCAGCACAGACACAGAACCUCACACAGACACAGAACCUCACACAGACACAGAACCUCACACAGACACAGAACCUCACACAGACACAGAACCUCACACAGACACAGAACCUCAGCACAGACACAGAACCUCAGCACAGACACAGAACCUCAGCACAGACACAGAACCUCAGCACAGACACAGAACCUCACACAGACACAGAACCUCACACAGACACAGAACCUCAGCACAGACACAGAACCUCACACAGACACAGAACCUCACACAGAACCUCACACAGACAGACCUCACACAGACACAGAACCUCACACAGACACAGAACCUCAGCACAGACACAGAACCUCACACAGACACAGAACCUCAGCACAGACACAGAACCUCACACAGACACAGAACCUCACACAGACACAGAACCUCACACAGACACAGAACCUCACACAGACACAGAACCUCACACAGACACAGAACCUCACACAGACACAGAACCUCACACAGACACAGAACCUCAGCACAGACACAGAACCUCACACAGACACAGAACCUCACACAGACACAGAACCUCAGCACAGACACAGAACCUCACACAGACACAGAACCUCACACAGACACAGAACCUCAGCACAGACACAGAACCUCACACAGACACACACACAGAACCUCAGCACAGACACAGAACCUCACACAGAACACACAGAACCUCACACAGACACAGAACCUCACACAGACACAGAACCUCAGCACAGACACAGAACCUCACACAGACACAGAACACAGACACAGACCUCACACAGACACAGAACCUCACACAGACACAGAACCUCACACAGACACAGAACCUCACACAGACACAGAACCUCACACAGACACAGAACCUCACACAGACACAGAACCUCACACAGACACAGAACCUCACACAGACACAGAACCUCAGAACCUCACACAGACACAGAACCUCACACAGACACAGAACCUCACACAGACACAGAACCUCACACAGACACAGAACCUCACACAGACGACACAAGAACCUCACACACAGACACAGAACCUCACACAGACACAGAACCUCACACAGACACAGAACCUCACACAGACACAGAACCUCACACAACACAGACACAGAACCUCACACAGACACAGAACCUCACACAGACACAGAACCUCACACAGACACAGAACCUCACACAGACACAGAACCUCACACAGACACAGAACCUCAGCACAGACACAGAACCUCACAGACACAGAACCUCACACAGACACAGAACCUCACACAGAACCUCACACAGACACAGAACCUCACACAGACACAGACCUCACACAGACACCUCACACAGACACAGAACCUCACACAGACAAAACACACAGACACAGAACCUCACACAGACACAGAACCUCACACAGACACAGAACCUCACACAGACACAGAACCUCACACAGACACAGAACCUCACACAGACACAGAACCUCACACAGACACAGAACCUCACACAGACACAGAACCUCACACAGACACAGAACCUCACACAGACACAGAACCCAGACACAGAACCUCACACAGACACAGAACCUCACACAGACACAGAACCACACACAGACACAGACACCUCACACAGACACAGAACAGACUCACACAGACACAGAACCUCACACAGACACAGAACCUCACACAGACACAGACCUCACACAGACACAGAACCUCACACAGACACAGAACCUCACACAGACACAGAACCUCACACAGACACAGAACCUCAGCACAGACACAGAACCUCACACAGACACAGAACCUCACACAGACACAGAACCUCACACAGACACAGAACCUCACACAGACACAGAACCUCACACAGACACAGAACCUCACACAGACACAGAACCUCACACAGACACAGAACCUCACACAGACACAGAACCUCACACAGACACAGAACCUCACACAGACACAGAACCUCACACAGACACAGAACCUCACACAGACACAGAACCUCACACAGACACAGAACCUCACACAGACACAGAACCUCACACAGACACAGAACCUCACACAGACACAGAACCUCACACAGACACAGAACCUCACACAGACACAGAACCUCACACAGACACAGAACCUCACACAGACACAGAACCUCACACAGACACAGAACCUCACACAGACACAGAACCUCACACACACAGAACACAGACACCUCAGAACCUCACACAGACACAGAACCUCACACAGACACAGAACCUCACACAGACACAGAACCUCACACAGACACAGAACCUCACACAGACACAGAACCUCACACAGACACAGAACCUCACACAGACACAGAACCUCACACAGACACAGAACCUCACACAGACACAGAACCUCACACAGACACAGAACCUCACACAGACACAGAACCUCACACAGACACAGAACCUCACACAGACACAGAACCUCACACAGACACAGAACCUCACACAGACACAGAACCUCACACAGACACAGAACCUCACACAGACACAGAACCUCACACAGACACAGAACCUCACACAGACACAGAACCUCACACAGACACAGAACCUCACACAGACACAGAACCUCACACAGACACAGAACCUCACACAGACACAGAACCUCACACAGACACAGAACCUCACACAGACACAGAACCUCACACAGACACAGAACCUCACACAGACACAGAACCUCACACAGACACAGAACCUCACACAGACACAGAACCUCACACAGACACAGAACCUCACACAGACACAGAACCUCACACAGACACAGAACCUCACACAGACACAGAACCUCACACAGACACAGAACCUCACACAGACACAGAACCUCACACAGACACAGAACCUCACACAGACACAGAACCUCACACAGACACAGAACCUCACACAGACACAGAACCUCACACAGACACAGAACCUCACACAGACACAGAACCUCACACAGACACAGAACCUCACACAGACACAGAACCUCACACAGACACAGAACCUCACACAGACACAGAACCUCACACAGACACAGAACCUCACACAGACACAGAACCUCACACAGACACAGAACCUCACACAGACACAGAACCUCACACAGACACAGAACUCACACAGACACAGAACCUCACACAGAACAGAACAGACACAGAACCUCACACAGACACAGAACCUCACACAGACACAGAACCUCACACAGACACAGAACCUCAGCACAGACACAGAACCUCACACAGACACAGAACCUCACACAGACACAGAACCUCACACAGACACAGAACCUCACACAGACACAGAACCUCACACAGACACAGAACCUCACACAGACACAGAACCUCACAGACACAGACCUCACACAGACACAGAACCUCACACAGACACAGAACCUCACACAGACACAGAACCUCACACAGACACAGAACCUCACACAGACACAGAACCUCACACAGACACAGAACCUCACACAGACACAGAACCUCACACAGACACAGAACCUCACACAGACACAGAACCUCACACAGACACAGAACCUCACACAGACACAGAACCUCACACAGACACAGAACCUCACACAGACACAGAACCUCACACAGACACAGAACCUCACACAGACACAGAACCUCACACAGACACAGAACCUCACACAGACACAGAACCUCACACAGACACAGAACCUCACACAGACACAGAACCUCACACAGACACAGAACCUCACACAGACACAGAACCUCACACAGACACAGAACCUCACACAACAAGAACCUCACACAGACACAGACCUCACACAGACACAGAACCUCACACAGACACAGAACCUCACACAGACACAGAACCUCACACAGACACAGAACCUCACACAGACACAGAACCUCACACAGACACAGAACCUCACACAGACACAGAACCUCACACAGACACAGAACCUCACACAGACACAGAACCUCACACAGACACAGAACCUCACACAGACACAGAACCUCACACAGACACAGAACCUCACACAGACACAGAACCUCACACAGACACAGAACCUCACACAGACACAGAACCUCACACAGACACAGAACCUCACACAGACACAGAACCUCACACAGACACAGAACCUCACACAGACACAGAACCUCACACAGACACAGAACCUCACACAGACACAGAACCUCAGCACAGACACAGAACCUCACACAGACACAGAACCUCACACAGACACAGAACCUCAGCACAGACACAGAACCUCACACACAGACACAGAACCUCACACAGACACAGAACCUCACACAGACACAGAACCUCACACAGACACAGAACCUCACACAGACACAGAACCUCACACAGACACAGAACCUCACACAGACACAGAACCUCACACAGACACAGAACCUCACACAGACACAGAACCUCACACAGACACAGAACCUCACACAGACACAGAACCUCACACAGACACAGAACCUCACACAGACACAGAACCUCACACAGACACAGAACCUCACACACAGACACAGAACCUCACACAGACACAGAACCUCACACAGACACAGAACCUCACACAGACACAGAACCUCAGCACAGACACAGAACCUCACACAGACACAGAACCUCACACAGACACAGAACCUCACACAGACACAGAACCUCACACAGACAGACCCCCAGACAGAACCUCACACAGACACAGAACCUCACACAGACACAGAACCUCACACAGACACAGAACCUCACACAGACACAGAACCUCAGCACAGACACAGAACCUCACACAGACACAGAACCUCAGCACAGACACAGAACCUCACACAGACACAGAACCUCACACAGACACAGAACCUCACACAGACACAGAACCUCACACAGACACAGAACCUCACACAGACACAGAACCUCACACAGACACAGAACCUCACACAGACACAGAACCUCACACAGACACAGAACCUCACACAGACACAGAACCUCACACAGACACAGAACCUCACACAGACACAGAACCUCACACAGACACAGAACCUCACACAGACACAGAACCUCACACAGACACAGAACCUCACACAGACACAGAACUCACACAGACACAGAACCUCACACAGACACAGAACCUCACACAGACACAGAACCUCACACAGACACAGAACCUCACACAGACACAGAACCUCACACAGACACAGAACCUCACACAGACACAGAACCUCACACAGACACAGAACCUCACACAGACACAGAACCUCACACAGACACAGAACCUCCACCACAGAACCUCACACAGACACAGAACCUCAGCACAGACACAGAACCUCACACAGACACAGAACCUCACACAGACACAGAACCUCACACAGACACAGAACCCUCACACAGACACAGAACCUCACACAGACACAGAACCUCACACAGACACAGAACCUCACACAGACACAGAACCUCACACAGACACAGAACCUCACACAGACACAGAACCUCACACAGACACAGAACCUCACACAGACACAGAACCUCACACAGACACAGAACCUCACACAGACACAGAACCUCACACAGACACAGAACCUCACACAGACACAGAACCUCACACAGACACAGAACCUCACACAGACACAGAACCUCACACAGACACAGAACCUCACACAGACACAGAACCUCACACAGACACAGAACCUCACACAGACACAGAACCUCACACAGACACAGAACCUCACACAGACACAGAACCUCACACAGACACAGAACCUCACACAGACACAGAACCUCACACAGACACAGAACCUCACACAGACACAGAACCUCAGCACAGACACAGAACCUCACACAGACACAGAACCUCACACAGACACAGAACCUCACACAGACACAGAACCUCACACAGACACAGAACCUCACACAGACACAGAACCUCACACAGACACAGAACCUCACACAGACACAGAACCUCACACAGACACAGAACCUCAGCACAGACACAGAACCUCAGCACAGACACAGAACCUCACACAGACACAGAACCUCACACAGACACAGAACCUCACACAGACACAGAACCUCACACAGACACAGAACCUCACACAGACACAGAACCUCACACAGACACAGAACCUCACACAGACACAGAACCUCACACAGACACAGAACCUCACACAGACACAGAACCUCACACAGACACAGAACCUCACACAGACACAGAACCUCACACAGACACAGAACCUCACACAGACACAGAACCUCACACAGACACAGAACCUCACACAGACACAGAACCUCACACAGACACAGAACCUCACACAGACACAGAACCUCACACAGACACAGAACCUCACACAGACACAGAACCUCACACAGACACAGAACCUCACACAGACACAGAACCUCACACAGACACAGAACCUCACACAGACACAGAACCUCACACAGACACAGAACCUCACACAGACACAGAACCUCACACAGACACAGAACCUCACACAGACACAGAACCUCACACAGACACAGAACCUCACACAGACACAGAACCUCACACAGACACAGAACCUCACACAGACACAGAACCUCACACAGACACAGAACCCACACAGACACAGAACCUCAGCACAGACACAGAACCUCACACAGACACAGAACCUCACACAGACACAGAACCUCACACAGACACAGAACCUCAGCACAGACACAGAACCUCACACACAGACACAGAACCUCACACAGACACAGAACCUCACACAGACACAGACCACAGACACAGAACCUCACACAGACACAGAACCUCAGCACAGACACAGAACCUCACACAGACACAGAACCUCAGCACAGACACAGAACCUCACACAGACACAGAACCUCACACAGACACAGAACCUCAGCACAGACACAGAACCUCACACAGACACAGAACCUCACACAGACACAGAACCUCACACAGACACAGAACCUCACACAGACACAGAACCUCACACAGACACAGAACCUCACACAGACACAGAACCUCAGACACAGAACCUCAGCACAGACACAGAACCUCACACAGACACAGAACCUCACACAGACACAGAACCUCACACAGACACAGAACCUCACACAGACACAGAACCUCAGCACAGACACAGAACCUCACACAGACACAGAACCUCACACAGACACAGACACACAGAACAGAACCUCACACAGACACAGAACCUCACACAGACACAGAACCUCACACACAGACACAGAACCUCACACAGACACAGAACCUCAGCACAGACCACAGGAACCUCACACAGACACAGAACCUCACACAGACACAGAACCUCACACAGACACAAACCUCACACAGACACAGAACCUCACACAGACACAGAACCUCACACAGACACAGAACCUCACACAGACACAGAACCUCACACAGACACAGAACCUCACACAGACACAGAACCUCACACAGACACAGAACCUCACACAGACACAGAACCUCACACAGACACAGAACCUCACACAGACACAGAACCUCACACAGACACAGAACCUCACACAGACACAGAACCUCACACAGACACAGAACCUCACACAGACACAGAACCUCACACAGACACAGAACCUCAGCACAGACACAGAACCUCACACAGACACAGAACCUCACACAGACACAGAACCUCACACAGACACAGAACCUCACACAGACACAGAACCUCACACAGACACAGAACCUCACACAGACACAGAACCUCACACAGACACAGAACCUCACACAGACACAGAACCUCACACAGACACAGAACCUCACACAGACACAGAACCUCACACAGACACAGAACCUCACACAGACACAGAACCUCACAACACAACACAGACACAGAACCUCACACAGACACAGAACCUCACACAGACACAGAACCUCACACAGACACAGAACCUCACACAGACACAGAACCUCACACAGACACAGAACCUCACACAGACACAGAACCUCACACAGACACAGAACCUCACACAGACACAGAACCUCACACAGACACAGAACCUCACACAGACACAGAACCUCACACAGACACAGAACCUCACACAGACACAGAACCUCACACAGACACAGAACCUCACACAGACACAGAACCUCACACAGACACAGAACCUCACACAGACACAGAACCUCACACAGACACAGAACCUCACACAGACACAGAACCUCACACAGACACAGAACCUCACACAGACACAGAACCUCACACAGACACAGAACCUCACACAGACACAGAACCUCAGCACAGACACAGAACCUCACACACACAGAACCUCACACAGAACCUCACACAGACACAGAACCUCACACAGACACAGAACCUCACACAGACACAGAACCUCACACAGACACAGAACCUCACACAGACACAGAACCUCACACAGACACAGAACCUCACACAGACACAGAACCUCACACAGACACAGAACCUCACACAGACACAGAACCUCACACAGACACAGAACCUCACACAGACACAGAACCUCACACAGACACAGAACCUCACACAGACACAGAACCUCACACAGACACAGAACCUCACACAGACACAGAACCUCACACAGACACAGAACCUCACAACACAGACCUCAGACAGACACAGAACCUCACACAGACACAGAACCUCACACAGACACAGAACCUCACACAGACACAGAACCUCACACAGACACAGAACCUCACACAGACACAGAACCUCACACAGACACAGAACCUCACACAGACACAGAACCUCACACAGACACAGAACCUCACACAGACACAGAACCUCACACAGACACAGAACCUCACACAGACACAGAACCUCACACAGACACAGAACCUCACACAGACACAGAACCUCACACAGACACAGAACCUCACACAGACACAGAACCUCACACAGACACAGAACCUCACACAGACACAGAACCUCACACAGACACAGAACCUCACACAGACACAGAACCUCACACAGACACAGAACCUCACACAGACACAGAACCUCACACAGACACAGAACCUCACACAGACACAGAACCUCACACAGACACAGAACCUCACACAGACACAGAACCUCACACAGACACAGAACCUCACACAGACACAGAACCUCACACAGACACAGAACCUCACACAGACACAGAACCUCACACAGACACAGAACCUCACACAGACACAGAACCUCACACAGACACAGAACCUCACACAGACACAGAACCUCACACAGACACAGAACCUCACACAGACACAGAACCUCACACAGACACAGAACCUCACACAGACACAGAACCUCACACAGACACAGAACCUCACACAGACACAGAACCUCACACAGACACAGAACCUCACACAGACACAGAACCUCACACAGACACAGAACCUCACACAGACACAGAACCUCACACAGACACAGAACCUCACACAGACACAGAACCUCACACAGACACAGAACCUCACACAGACACAGAACCUCACACAGACACAGAACCUCACACAGACACAGAACCUCACACAGACACAGAACCUCAGCACAGACACAGAACCUCACACAGACACAGAACCUCACACAGACACAGAACCUCACACAGACACAGAACCUCACACAGACACAGAACCUCACACAGACACAGAACCUCACACAGACACAGAACCUCACACACAGACACAGAACCUCACACAGACACAGAACCUCACACAGACACAGAACCUCACACAGACACAGAACCUCACACAGACACAGAACCUCACACAGACACAGAACCUCACACAGACACAGAACCUCACACAGACACAGAACCUCACACAGACACAGAACCUCACACAGACACAGAACCUCACACAGACACAGAACCUCACACAGACACAGAACCUCACACAGACACAGAACCUCACACAGACACAGAACCUCACACAGACACAGAACCUCACACAGACACAGAACCUCACACAGACACAGAACCUCACACAGACACAGAACCUCACACAGACACAGAACCUCACACAGACACAGAACCUCACACAGACACAGAACCUCACACAGACACAGAACCUCAACACACAACACACAGAACCUCAGCACAGACACAGAACCUCACACAGACACAGAACCUCACACAGACACAGAACCUCACACAGACACAGAACCUCACACAGACACAGAACCUCACACAGACACAGAACCUCACACAGACACAGAACCUCACACAGACACAGAACCUCACACAGACACAGAACCUCACACAGACACAGAACCUCACACAGACACAGAACCUCAGCACAGACACAGAACCUCACACAGACACAGAACCUCACACAGACACAGAACCUCACACAGACACAGAACCUCACACAGACACAGAACCUCACACAGACACAGAACCUCACACAGACACAGAACCUCACACAGACACAGAACCUCACACAGACACAGAACCUCACACAGACACAGAACCUCACACAGACACAGAACCUCACACAGACACAGAACCUCACACAGACACAGAACCUCACACAGACACAGAACCUCACACAGACACAGAACCUCACACAGACACAGAACCUCACACAGACACAGAACCUCACACAGACACAGAACCUCACACAGACACAGAACCUCACACAGACACAGAACCUCACACAGACACAGAACCUCACACAGACACAGAACCUCACACAGACACAGAACCUCACACAGACACAGAACCUCACACAGACACAGAACCUCACACAGACACAGAACCUCACACAGACACAGAACCUCACACAGACACAGAACCUCACACAGACACAGAACCUCACACAGACACACAGAACCUCACACAGACACAGAACCUCACACAGACACAGAACCUCACACAGACACAGAACCUCACACAGACACAGAACCUCACACAGACACAGAACCUCACACAGACACAGAACCUCACACAGACACAGAACCUCACACAGACACAGAACCUCACACAGACACAGAACCUCACACAGACACAGAACCUCACACAGACACAGAACCUCACACAGACACAGAACCUCACACAGACACAGAACCUCACACAGACACAGAACCUCACACAGACACAGAACCUCACACAGACACAGAACCUCACACAGACACAGAACCUCACACAGACACAGAACCUCACACAGACACAGAACCUCACACAGACACAGAACCUCACACAGACACAGAACCUCACACAGACACAGAACCUCACACAGACACAGAACCUCACACAGACACAGAACCUCACACAGACACAGAACCUCACACAGACACAGAACCUCACACAGACACAGAACCUCACACAGACACAGAACCUCACACAGACACAGAACCUCACACAGACACAGAACCUCACACAGACACAGAACCUCACACAGACACAGAACCUCACACAGACACAGAACCUCACACAGACACAGAACCUCACACAGACACAGAACCUCACACAGACACAGAACCUCACACAGACACAGAACCUCACACAGACACAGAACCUCACACAGACACAGAACCUCACACAGACACAGAACCUCACACAGACACAGAACCUCACACAGACACAGAACCUCACACAGACACAGAACCUCACACAGACACAGAACCUCACACAGACACAGAACCUCACACAGACACAGAACCUCACACAGACACAGAACCUCACACAGACACAGAACCUCACACAGACACAGAACCUCACACAGACACAGAACCUCACACAGACACAGAACCUCACACAGACACAGAACCUCACACAGACACAGAACCUCACACAGACACAGAACCUCACACAGACACAGAACCUCACACAGACACAGAACCUCACACAGACACAGAACCUCACACAGACACAGAACCUCACACAGACACAGAACCUCACACAGACACAGAACCUCACACAGACACAGAACCUCACACAGACACAGAACCUCACACAGACACAGAACCUCACACAGACACAGAACCUCACACAGACACAGAACCUCACACAGACACAGAACCUCACACAGACACAGAACCUCACACAGACACAGAACCUCACACAGACACAGAACCUCACACAGACACAGAACCUCACACAGACACAGAACCUCACACAGACACAGAACCUCACACAGACACAGAACCUCACACAGACACAGAACCUCACACAGACACAGAACCUCACACAGACACAGAACCUCACACAGACACAGAACCUCACACAGACACAGAACCUCACACAGACACAGAACCUCACACAGACACAGAACCUCACACAGACACAGAACCUCACACAGACACAGAACCUCACACAGACACAGAACCUCACACAGACACAGAACCUCACACAGACACAGAACCUCACACAGACACAGAACCUCACACAGACACAGAACCUCACACAGACACAGAACCUCACACAGACACAGAACCUCACACAGACACAGAACCUCACACAGACACAGAACCUCACACAGACACAGAACCUCACACAGACACAGAACCUCACACAGACACAGAACCUCACACAGACACAGAACCUCACACAGACACAGAACCUCACACAGACACAGAACCUCACACAGACACAGAACCUCACACAGACACAGAACCUCACACAGACACAGAACCUCACACAGACACAGAACCUCACACAGACAGACACAGAACCUCACACAGACACAGAACCUCAGCACAGACACAGAACCUCACACAGACACAGAACCUCACACAGACACAGAACCUCACACAGACACAGAACCUCACACAGACACACAGAACCUCACACAGACACAGAACCUCACACAGACACAGAACCUCACACAGACACAGAACCUCACACAGACACAGAACCUCACACAGACACAGAACCUCACACAGACACAGAACCUCACACAGACACAGAACCUCACACAGACACAGAACCUCACACAGACACAGAACCUCACACAGACACAGAACCUCACACAGACACAGAACCUCACACAGACACAGAACCUCACACAGACACAGAACCUCACACAGACACAGAACCUCACACAGACACAGAACCUCACACAGACACAGAACCUCACACAGACACAGAACCUCACACAGACACAGAACCUCACACAGACACAGAACCUCACACAGACACAGAACCUCACACAGACACAGAACCUCACACAGACACAGAACCUCACACAGACACAGAACCUCAGCACAGACACAGAACCUCACACAGACACAGAACCUCACACAGACACAGAACCUCACACAGACACAGAACCUCACACAGACACAGAACCUCACACAGACACAGAACACACAGAACAGAACCUCACACAGACACAGAACCUCACACAGACACAGAACCUCACAACACAGACCAGAACACUCACACAGACACAGAACCUCACACAGACACAGAACCUCACACAGACACAGAACCUCACACAGACACAGAACCUCACACAGACACAGAACCUCACACAGACACAGAACCUCACACAGACACAGAACCUCACACAGACACACAGAACCUCACACAGACACAGAACCUCACACAGACACAGACACACAGAACAAACCUCACACAGACACAGAACCUCACACAGACACAGAACCUCACACAGACACAGAACCUCAGCACAGACACAGAACCUCACACAGACACAGAACCUCACACAGACACAGAACCUCACACAGACACAGAACCUCACACAGACACAGAACCUCACACAGACACAGAACCUCACACAGACACAGAACCUCACACAGACACAGAACCUCACACAGACACAGAACCUCACACAGACACAGAACUCAGCACAGACACAGAACCUCACACAGACACAGAACCUCACACAGACACAACCUCACACAGACACAGAACCUCACACAGACACAGAACCUCACACAGACACAGAACCUCACACAGACACAGAACCUCACACAGACACAGAACCUCACACAGACACAGAACCUCACACAGACACAGAACCUCACACAGACACAGAACCUCACACAGACACAGAACCUCAGCACAGACACAGAACCUCACACAGACACAGAACCUCACACAGACACAGAACCUCACACAGACACAGAACCUCACACAGACACAGAACCUCACACAGACACAGAACCUCACACAGACACAGAACCUCACACAGACACAGAACCUCACACAGACACAGAACCUCACACAGACACAGAACCUCACACAGACACAGAACCUCACACAGACACAGAACCUCACACAGACACAGAACCUCACACAGACACAGAACUCACACAGACACAGAACCUCACACAGACACAGAACCUCACACAGACACAGAACCUCACACAGACACAGAACCUCACAGACAGACACAGAACAGACCUCACACAGACACAGAACCUCACACAGACACAGAACCUCACACAGACACAGAACCUCACACAGACACAGAACCUCACACAGACACAGAACCUCACACAGACACAGAACCUCACACAGACACAGAACCUCACACAGACACAGAACCUCACACAGACACAGAACCUCACACAGACACAGAACCUCACACAGACACAGAACCUCACACAGACACAGAACCUCACACAGACACAGAACCUCACACAGACACAGAACCUCACACAGACACAGAACCUCACACAGACACAGAACCUCACACAGACACAGAACCUCACACAGACACAGAACCUCACACAGACACAGAACCUCACACAGACACAGAACCUCACACAGACACAGAACCUCACACAGACACAGAACCUCAGCACAGACACAGAACCUCACACAGACACAGAACCUCACACAGACACAGAACCUCACACAGACACAGAACCUCACACAGACACAGAACCUCACACAGACACAGAACCUCACACAGACACAGAACCUCACACAGACACAGAACCUCACACAGACACAGAACCUCACACAGACACAGAACCCUAGCCCAUAG